This is a messenger RNA of Helianthus annuus (common sunflower), 916 nucleotides long. RefSeq lists its product as uncharacterized. The record is from RefSeq and is a predicted model, not a curated record. The transcript has 3 exons. The coding region runs from base 87 to 653 and encodes 188 amino acids. NCBI's taxonomy places the organism in Eukaryota, Viridiplantae, Streptophyta, Magnoliopsida, Asterales, Asteraceae.
AACUGCCUUCACUUCACUAGAGUAUUCUUAUUAUAAAGAACACAAUAUUACAUUUUUCUAACUAGCUAUUUGUGUUCUUAUCAACAAUGAAUUCGUUCUAUUUCCUUAAGUCUCUUUUGGUUUGUGCUCUUAUUUUCGCCUUCUCGGUUGAAGCCACACUAGGUAACAUCGUGUGUGAAAACUUGAACAAGGAUUCAUGUGCAUUUGCGGUUUCAUCAAGUGGGAAACGAUGUGUGCUUGAGAAAAAUGUCCGAAGGAGUGGGAAAGAGGUGUUUGUUUGCACUACCUCACAAAUUGAUACUGAUCAAGUCACAAACUGGAUCGAAAGUGACCGUUGCCUAAAGGCAUGUGGGCUUGACCGUAAUGUUCUUGGGAUCUCUUCUGACUCCCUUCUCGACUCCAACUUCAUGCAAAAACUUUGCUCAACUCAAUGUUACACUGGUUGCCCCAACAUUGUUGAUCUAUAUUUUAAUCUUGCUGUGGGUGAAGGUGUAUAUUUGCCGAGCCUAUGCCAAACUGAUGGAGAUAACAAAAGAAGAGGGAUGAGUGAGAUCAGGAGCUCUGGCAAUGUUGCGCCUGGACCAACCGUGCCUGCAAAACUUAUGGUUGACGUUUCCCCGGCCAUGGCCCCAUCUCCCACCGGUCCCUUUUAGUGUGACUUCUUGCUAGAGUAGGCUGAUUAGCCAAAGUAUUUGAUAUAGUUAUACUCAAAAGAGGAUCACAUAUACAGAAAUAAAGGCGUAUAAUGGAUUAUACGCAAGAUGAUGUUACUUUAGAAAAAGUACUGCCACUUUUUUCUUCUUCAUAUAGUAUGGUUUGAGCUCCCAAAACACUUGAAUGUAGUCGUUUGGUUGGUAUACGUUCAUGUUAUAAAUACAUAUAUACUCAAUAAAAGUUUACUUCUUUUUCCUUUUAA